Molecule: messenger RNA, 1203 nt
Organism: Ascochyta rabiei
Lineage: Eukaryota; Fungi; Ascomycota; Dothideomycetes; Pleosporales; Didymellaceae
Product: endocytosis defective- protein
Exons: 1
Coding region: 1-1203 (400 amino acids)
Biological process (GO): endosomal transport; actin filament organization; endocytosis
Cellular component (GO): cytoplasm; plasma membrane
Molecular function (GO): calcium ion binding; protein binding
Source: RefSeq, a predicted model, not a curated record
AUGCCGCCCAACCGCAUCGAACAGGAUGAAAUCGAAAAGUACUGGGAGAUCUUCAGCUCCCUGUCCAACGGGGGCACCCACCUCGACGGCGUGCAGGCCGCGCCGGUGCUCAAGAACUCGCACCUCCGCGACGACCAGCUAGAGCGCGUAUGGGACCUCGCCGACGUGGACAACGACGGCAAGCUCGACUUCGAGGAGUUCUGCGUCGCCAUGCGCCUCAUCUUCGAUCUCAUCAACGGCGUGUCCUCGGAUGUCCCGCAAUCGCUGCCCGACUGGCUCGUCCCCGAAUCAAAGGCCCACCUCGUCCAGGCCACGCGCGCGCUCUCAGGCUCUCAGACAGCCUUUGAGACGGUCGACGACGACGACACCCCCGGUCUGCGCGACGGCUUCGACUGGUACAUGAGCCCGAGCGACAAGAGCAAGUACGAGGAAAUCUACACGGCGAACCGCGACGCCCACGGCAACAUAUCCUUCGACUCGCUCGCCGGCCUGUUCGACUCGCUGGACAACGUCCCGGACAGCGACGUGCGCUUUGCAUGGAACCUCGUCAACCCCAAAGCCCGCGAGAGCGUAGCCAAGGACGCAACCCUCGCCUUCCUCCACAUCCUCAACCAGCGCAGCGAGGGCUACCGCGUGCCCCGCAGCGUUCCACCAAGCUUGCGAGCGAGCUUCGAAAAAGCGCACAUCGAUUACGACGUCAACUACGCCGGGACAAACCGCUGGGCGACCAGCCACGACGAGAGCACCAGCACAGGGCGAAAAGCAAAGUUUGGCGACGCAUACUUGACGCGACUAGGUGUCGGCGACCGCGCAGCCAACUACGGCGCCCGCGCAAAGGGGACCGACUUUGGCGGCCGCACCACAGAAGACUGGGAGGAGGUGCGGCUGAAGAAGCAGCUGAAGGAGCUCGAGUCCAAGAUCGCCGACGUGGAGAAAGAAGCCGAAAACCGGCGGCACGGGCGGAGCAAGGACUCAACGCCCGCACUGGUCAAGCGCGAGCUGGAGAGCUUGCUCGACUACAAGAGAAACGUGUUACGGGACCUGGACAAUGACGAGGGCGGCGCAGUAAAGGGUUUGGGCGGGAUCAGGGAGGAAAUCGACACAGUCAAAGAGCAAGUCGAGGGGCUGGAGAGCCAUUUGCAGAGGCGCAACGACGUCCUUGAGGAUCUGAGGCGGCAGAUUGACGACGAGAAGGCGCGGUGA